Oncorhynchus keta (chum salmon) is the source of this 810-nucleotide messenger RNA. Its product is annotated as putative protein TPRXL. The annotation marks the transcript as partial. The transcript has 2 exons. NCBI's taxonomy places the organism in Eukaryota, Metazoa, Chordata, Actinopteri, Salmoniformes, Salmonidae. The record is from RefSeq and is a predicted model, not a curated record.
AUGGAGCCUUUGAUGGCCAUGGUGUGUACAUGUGAGGAACCUGUUGUAGAGAGGGUGGGGACAGCUCACCUGAAAGGCUCAGCUCACCUGAAAGGCUCAGCUCACCUGAAAGGCUCAGCUCACCUGAAAGGCUCAGCUCACCUGAAAGGCUCAGCUCACCUGAAAGGCUCAGCUCACCUGAAAGGCUCAACCUCUCCAUCUACUGAACAGACCUCUCCAUCUACUGAACAGACCUCUCCAUCUACUGAACAGACCUCUCCAUCUACUGAACAGACCUCUCCAUCUACUGAACAGGCCUCUCCAUCUACUGAACAGACCUCUCCAUCUACUGAACAGACCUCUCCAUCUACUGAACAGACCUCUCCAUCUACUGAACAGGCCUCUCCAUCUACUGAACAGGCCUCUCCAUCUACUGAACAGGCCUCUCCAUCUACUGAACAGGCCUCUCCAUCUACUGAACAGGCCUCUCCAUCUACUGAACAGGCCUCUCCAUCUACUGAACAGACCUCUCCAUCUACUGAACAGGCCUCUCCAUCUACUGAACAGACCUCUCCAUCUACUGAACAGACCUCUCCAUCUACUGAACAGACCUCUCCAUCUACUGAACAGGCCUCUCCAUCUACUGAACAGGCCUCUCCAUCUACUGAACAGACCUCUCCAUCUACUGAACAGGCCUCUCCAUCUACUGAACAGGCCUCUCCAUCUACUGAACAGACCUCUCCAUCUACUGAACAGGCCUCUCCAUCUACUGAACAGGCCUCUCCAUCUACUGAACAGGCCUCUCCAUCUACUGAACAGACCUCUCCAUCU